This is a messenger RNA of Anoplopoma fimbria (sablefish), 1962 nucleotides long. Its product is annotated as polypeptide N-acetylgalactosaminyltransferase 15-like. The transcript is spliced from 10 exons. Gene Ontology annotation, cellular component: Golgi apparatus. NCBI's taxonomy places the organism in Eukaryota, Metazoa, Chordata, Actinopteri, Perciformes, Anoplopomatidae. Bases 1 to 1962 code for a protein of 653 amino acids. The record is from RefSeq and is a predicted model, not a curated record.
AUGAGGCUGUGGGGCAGAGCCACAGCUGUCCGGAGGAAGAUGCUCUGCCUCUGGCUGCUGCUCCUCGGGUUCGCCCUGGUGACCCUGGAGCUCUCGGACCUCUUUCACAGCCGGCACCGGGACCUCAGUCACCAGAAACCUGCCCCUCCCCGCCGUCCCCUCCAGCGGGUUCCUAACGCACCGGACCUGGAGGUGAUCGUGGACUCCCGGGACUCCCCUGCGGUAGAGCUCGGUGUUGAUCUCGCCCCAAUAAAAACUCUGCAAGAGGACCAGCUUUUAUUCGUGCCAUCGGGGCAGGGAACCAAGAACCCGCAGCAGAAGAAGGGGAGCUACAAGGUUCUCCUCCCCGGAGCCAACAGGGAUUUACGCGUCCCUGCGCCUCCGACGCACGGUGAAAUGGAGAAGGCACACCUGGAGGGGAUGGAGGAGGGGAUGGAGGAGGGUGUGGAGAAGUCUGCUGUGCAAAAGUACGGUUUCAACGAGAUGGUCAGCGAGAAGAUGUCACUGCAUCGCAGGCUGCCCGAGAAGAACCAUCCCCAGUGUUUGGGGGGGCAGUACAGCGAGUCACUGCCGUCGACCAGUGUUGUUAUCUGUUUCCAUAAUGAGGCUUGGUCCACACUCCUGCGCACCGUGCACAGCGUGCUGGACACUGCACCCAAACAGCAUCUACAGGAGGUCCUGCUGGUGGACGACCUGAGCCAGCACGGUCACCUGAAGAGUGUGCUGAGUGAGUAUGUGUCCCAUCUGGACAAGGUGCGUUUGAUCCGCAGCACCAAGCGCCUGGGUGUUGGAGGGUGCCGUAAUCUGGGUGCUGCCAGAGCUGCAGGGGAGGUGCUGGUGUUCAUGGACUCCCACUGUGAAUGCCAGAAGGGCUGGCUGGAACCACUGCUGGAGAGAGUGGCCCAGGACAGGACCAGAGUGGUGUCCCCCAUCAUGGAUGUGAUAGACUGGCAGACCUUUCAGUACAAUGCCACCCAGUGGCCAGUCAGGGGAGUGUUUGACUGGAGACUUGACUUCUACUGGGAAUCUAAACCUCAGCUGCAAGAUAAAGACCCAGACUCAGCUGUUCGACCUGUGCAGAGCCCAGCGUUAGGAGGCGGAGUUCUGGCCGUGGACAGACAUUUCUUCCAGAGUGUGGGAGCCUACGACCCCGGGAUGCUGCUGUGGGGAUCGGAGCAAAUUGAGCUGUCAAUCAGGGUGUGGUCAUGCGGCGGCACUAUGGAGGUGGUUCCUUGCUCCCGUGUGGCCCACGUAGACCACCACCACCUGCCUUACCCCCUCCCAGACCAGGAGCUGCUUCAGAGGAACAAGAUCCGGAUAGCAGACACCUGGAUGGACGCAUACAGGAAGAUCUUCUAUAGGAGAGACACACUGGCUCAUUUCAUCAGGCAGUCUGAGAGCCCCAACAUCACAGAGCGUCUGCGCAUUAAGAGGAGUCUGGGCUGUCGUAACUUUCACUGGUACCUGACUUCAGUUUAUCCACAACUUUACAUCCCCCAGGACAGGCCUACGCUGUCAGGAGAGCUGUACAAUGUCGGCACUGGCAGCUGUGCAGACUACCCCCGUGGGCUGGGAUUGCGGGGUGGGGCCAUGAACGCAGCGCCGUGCAGUGGGACGGGCAGCCAGCACUGCGAUUUGAACUCUGAGUUUGAGGUGCGUUGGGGUCCCAUGGGGGCUUUGUGUUUGGACGCCAGUGGAGAGAGGGUGAUCUUAUCUCCGUGCCCCACACACAGACCGACCAUCAGCAGACUUCAGUGGAAGUUCAUAAAGCUGAGCGGUCAACUCGUCCACCAGCAGUCCCAGUUAUGUCUGGAGGUGGUGAAGGACGGAGGUCUCACACAAAGCAGCCCGAGAGACGUCAACACCCACGCAAAGACAGGAGGUCUCUUCCUGCGCCCCUGCUCCCAUCACCCGCGACAACAGUGGCACUUUGAGCAACUAGUAGCUCCUAAAGGUGCCUGA